AUGGAGUCCAUCUCCCGCAUAACCAGUCUGCUCGAGAGCGCGAGAGAACUCACGCUCGAUGCGUCCUCGGCGGCCCGCGGGCUUCGCAGCAGCCCCCGACCGCUCGACAGCCGACAGAUCAAGAAGCUGCUCGACAGCCGCACCGAGCGGGAGGUCCUCGACGGACUGCGGCGGGUGACAUCUAUGAUGUACGGCGGCCAGAAGACGCUGCCCUUCUUCUCGUCCGUGGUCAAGAACGUGGCGUCGCCGAACCUCGAGAUCAAGAAGCUCGUCUACAUCUAUGUGGUGCAUCAUGCCGAACAAGAACCCGACAUGGCCCUUCUCUCCAUCAACACGAUCCAGAAGUCGCUGUCAGACGCGAAUCCGCAAGUUCGCGCUCUCGCCCUGCGAACGAUGUCGGGCAUCCGCGUACCGGUCAUUAGCCAGAUCGUCUCGCUAGCCAUCAAGAAGGGCACCGGCGACAUGAGCCCAUACGUGCGCCGUGCCGCGGCCAUGGCCAUCCCCAAGUGCUACCGUCUCGACCCCGGUCAGCUGCCGCAGCUGCUCGAGUAUUUGGCCGUGCUGCUGGGAGACAAGCAGUACUACGUGGCCGGGGCGGCCGUCACGGCCUUUAUGGAAGUGUGUCCUGAUCGGGUGGACCUGAUCCAUAAGAACUACCGCUCGCUGGUCAAGAAGAUUGUCGACAUGGACGAAUGGAGCCAGCUGGCCACGCUGCGACUGAUGACCAUCUACGUGCGAAAGUGCUUUCCGCGGCGGACGAAGCUCGUGGCUGGAAAGAGCAAUGGAAACGGCACGUCGACAGCAGCGACAGCAGCAACAAGGCCCAGCCUGGGCGAUUUUUACGGAGAGACGCAAGACACGAAUACGAAGACGGAGAACAGCAGCAGCAGCGACGGUGAUGGCGAGAAACAGACGGUUGUGGUGCUGGAUCCGGAUCUCUCGUUGCUGCUGGACGCGAUCAAGCCGCUGCUGCAGAGUCGCAACUCGGCCGUGGUGGUGGCAGUGGCACGGUGCUACGUCAGCGUGGGCACGACCGAGUACGUGCGGACGGCCGUUGGACCGCUGGUGGCCCUGCUGCGAGGACCGCAAGACAUCCAGCAGGUAGCUCUGUACAACAUCGCGUCGGUGUGCCUGGACUACGCGAACGACUUUGUGCGGUACGCAUCGCACUUUCUAGUGCGGGCGAGCGACCCGCCAGCGGUAUAUGAGCUCAAGAUCGAGGUGCUGGCGCUCAUCUUCCCCCACGGCUCACGGGCGGUCAAGUCGCUGAUCCUGCACGAGCUGGAGCACUUUGCACGCGGGACGGACAAGACGCUGGUGCGCGAAGCUGUACGAGCGAUUGGACGGUGCGCACAGGCGGACCCGGACCCAUCGACAUCGGGGCGCUGUCUGCGUCUGCUGCUGGGGCAGAUCACGAGUCUGGACGGCACUCUGGCGGCAGAGAGCCUGACGGUGAUCCGACAUCUGAUCCAGCAAGACCCUCCCGGACACGCGGCGACGGUGGUGCGACUGGCACGGAAUCUGGACGUGGCCACAGACCCGCAGGCGCGCGCGACGAUCAUCUGGCUGGUCGGCGAAUUUUCGGGGCUGAAUGGCGAGGACAACAUCGCGGCGGACGUGCUGCGGAUCCUGCUCAAGGACUUUGCCGGCGAGUCGGAGGCGGCCAAGCGGCAGAUCGUGCUGCUGGGAGCCAAGGUGUACCUGCACCACGUCAACCGGACGGCCAAGACAGAGCCGGAAGACAAUCAGCAGCAGCAGCAGCAGCAGCAGCAGCACCCGGUUGUGCGGCUGUGGGACUAUGUGCAGCUGCUGGCGCGUUACGACACGUCGUAUGACCUGCGCGACCGUACACGACUGUACCGGGCGCUGCUGGCGGUACCACAGCUGGCGACGUUGAUGCUGCUGGCGCCGAAGCCGGUGCCACACGCGCCCAGUCCGGCGGAGCUGCGCAGGGGCUUCACGCUGGGAUCGGCAGCGCUGGUGCUGGGCGGUGGCGAUGCGGGUGCAGGUGUCGGUGUGUACGGGCUCGCAGGCUACGAGUCGCUGCCGGUCUGGGUGCAGGAGGGUGAGCAGCCGGAUGGGCGGCUGCGUGACAGCGACGACGACAUGCAGGGCCGCGAGUACGAGAGCAGACGGGGAGCGACGAGGCCAGCAGCAGACAGCCUGGACAAGGCAGCAGCGCAAGGCCACCGAGUAGGAGGAGCAGCAGGAGCGGCAGGAGCAGCAGGAGCAGCAUCCAACGGAUCACGUGGACAGGUUGGAGGAAAGACACUGGACGACUGGCUCGCAGAGGAAGAGACGAGCGAUGAGGAGACAGGCGACGAGGAUGAAGAGGAGGAGACGAGCGAAGAAGGAGAUGACGAAGGAAACGACGACGAAGGAGACGACGACGGAGACAGCGACGAAGAGGAAGAAAGCGGCGGAGAGGGGAAAGAGAGUGAAGAGGGAGAAGGAGGCGACAACAGCGAAGACGGAGCCGGUUCUGACGACAGCGAAAACGGAGAGGAAAACGCGCCGCUUGUCAAGACCAGCUAA
Molecule: messenger RNA, 2535 nt
Organism: Grosmannia clavigera kw1407
Lineage: Eukaryota; Fungi; Ascomycota; Sordariomycetes; Ophiostomatales; Ophiostomataceae
Product: ap-3 adaptor complex subunit
Exons: 3
Coding region: 1-2535 (844 amino acids)
Biological process (GO): vesicle-mediated transport; intracellular protein transport
Cellular component (GO): membrane coat; AP-3 adaptor complex
Source: RefSeq, a predicted model, not a curated record